Acinonyx jubatus (cheetah) is the source of this 3997-nucleotide messenger RNA. RefSeq names its product deltex E3 ubiquitin ligase 3L (gene DTX3L). Lineage: Eukaryota; Metazoa; Chordata; Mammalia; Carnivora; Felidae. Gene Ontology annotation, biological process: Notch signaling pathway; protein ubiquitination. The coding region runs from base 1738 to 3603 and encodes 621 amino acids. The record is from RefSeq and is a predicted model, not a curated record. The transcript is spliced from 3 exons.
ACUGAAAGAAGGAGGUGGGUAUGUUCCUGCACCUUCUUCUCCAUUCACCAUAUCUUUCAUUAUUGAUCCAACCACCACUUGCUGAAGACUUACUUGGAGGCGGGUACUCUUUUAGGCCUUGGGGCAUAGAAGUGAGCACAAUAGACAAGGUCCCCGCUGGGUGGGGAGGUACAUAGAAAGACAAGAAGCAAGUAAACAAGAUAAGUAAAAUAAUUUCAGGCAGUGAUAUGUGCUAUGAAGAAAAUAUAAUAGGGUUUUGCCUUAGAGGGUGACAGGGCCAGGGUGAGGAAGGGGAAGGGAGUGGUGCUGCUUCUGACCAGAAGUCAGAGACAGUUUCUCUGAGGAGAUGACGUUUGGCCUGAGACUUGAGUGAUGAGAAGGAGCCAGCCAUGCAGUCAUUCAACCAAUCAAUAUCAACUGCCUACUGUGUGCCAGGCACUGUCACAGGAUCUGGAGACCACUGUUGUAAAUAAGAUAUCAGGAAAAAACCUCUCAAAUGAGGUAGUGUCUGAGUAGAGACAUGAAUGAAGUAAGGGAGCUAACUAAGUGAGGUAAGAAUGUCUGAGGCAGAGGGAAGCACAAGUGCAAAGGCACUGAGACAGGAGCUUCUAUCCUCAACCCCAAGGCUUCAAGGAGGGAGACAGGUGUGACUAAAAGGCAGUGGGCAAGGAAGAGAGUGACAGGAAAGGAAUUUGGAGAAGUAGCCAGAAGUCAGGUUUUGGGGGGAUGAAGGUAGGGACUUUGGAUUUUAACUUCAAUAUUAGGGGAUUCAUCUGAUCAAUCAUUUUGAACCAGGGGAGUAGGGUGAUCUGAUUUACAUUUCUAAAUGUAAUGUAACGGUUGCUGUGUGGAGGACUGAGUGUCCUCAGAAGGGGCCAGAGCAGAAGCAGGAGGUGAGAGCCCAGUUAGGAGGGCUUGCAGCAGGCCAGGAGCAAGAUGACAGUGGCUUGGAGUCUGGGUGGUCCUGAUGGAGGUGUAAGAAGUGGCCGCAUUCAGAGAAACAUUUGAAAGAAGAUCUGGAGGAAGGACGUUACAUGUGGAGGAAAUAGCACAUGCAAAAACCUUGAGGGGAGCAGAUCAUAGAAAUCUGGCUUUUCGAUUACAUUCAAUUUGCCUCUGUCCUUUUUAGCUUAACUGCUGUUUUUUUGUCCUAUAUUAGAGCUUCUCAAAGGACAGGAUUUAGAGGGCCCAGCAAUACUGCAUGCAGUUAGGUGUUUAAUUUUUGUUUUUGUUUCUGUUUUUAAAAAGGAGGGGAGUUGAAGAAGUGAAAAAACUGAAUAAGAAAAAAAAGAAUAGGAAAAAACAUCCUUUUCAGAUUUAUGACUCCCUUCCAAGCUCACAGACUCUUGUGAGAACCACAGCUGCUGGCCCGAGAGCAGAAGUACCUCCCUUCACUCCAUUCCCCAAUAGCGGAGAGAGUGGGAGGCUCUAGAAUCCAGAAUUCUUGUCCACGUCACUUGUUAAAUACGCCUCGUGCCCAGGCUCUACAGUUACAUCAGACUCUCUGGAGAUGGACCUGGUCCCUGGCUUUUUUGUUUGUUUGUUUGUUUUUCUUUUGCUUUGUUUUCAUUCCCCAGGUGAUUCUAAUGUGCAGACAGAGCUGAGAACCUCUGGGCUGUAGCAUACGGCAUCCUCUGCAAAAAGGGUUUGAAAGAAGUCACCCUCUCUGCUAAGGGAAGACAUAAUGACUAUUUGUCUGGUCUCUAGACACUGUCCUGACAGGAGACUGUUGAGCUGAUGUCUGAGAGAUUUUGUUUGUUCCUUUUAAAAUUUCAGAUCUUUCUUAGUGUCACAGCUGACCUGAACUGUGACCUCUUCUCUAAAGAGCAGAGGGAACACAUAACCACCAUCUGCCCCAACAUCAAAAAGAUGGAAGGGCACAAUGGAAUUGAGAAGGUGUGUGGUACCUUCGGAGAUAUUGAAAAAAUACAUCACUUCUUGAAUAAGCAACUCCGGGAAAGGGGGCAGAAACAUGAAUCUUCCUCUUUGACAACAGAGAAGGAGCCAGUCCAUCAGCACCAGAACGGCUGCCCUUAUUCCCCUGAACCAAAAAACAGGGCAGAAGAAAAAAGUGGCCAUUUUGAAAUUCCCUUGCCUUUCUUUGAAUACUUCCAAUUUAUCUAUCCUGAUAAAAUGGACUCAAUACAGAACAGAUUUGGUGUAAAAAUAAUAAUCCAGCAGAGUUCGAACAUAGUCUAUUUAGACUUCACCUCGAAUCAACCAGGUGACCUCAGAGCAGCUCAGGAGUUUUUUGUCAGUGAAUUUCAGAAAACUGUAGGACUUCUGGAGCAACAAUGUGUUGUUUUCGCAGACAGUAAGCAGGCAAAUAAAAUCAAACAGGAAUUGAAUCAUCGGUUUACAAAGCUCCUUAUAAAAGAAAAAGGAGGAGAAUUAACUCUCCUUGGGACCCAAGAUGACAUUUCAGCUGCCAGAUAUUUUUUUGCUCUGAAAGACUCUGAAAGUCCUGUCAUGGGACCUGUGAAAAUAUCAACGCCCAGAUGCAUGAUGAAUGGAAUUGAAGUUGAUACUUUUCAGUAUAAGCUUUUAGAAGCUGAAAUACUCCAGGAGAUACCAAAGAUAGAAAAAAAGUAUGACACUCAAUGUAAGGUUUCAGGAAACACUGAGAAAACCUGCAUCCUAUUUGAACCUAAGGACAAGGAAUUAGAUCUGUCUGCCCAUGCUUAUGCAAGUUUCAUUGAUGUCUAUCAACAUGUGUCAUGUCAAGUGAUGAGAGAAGUUCUUUCCCUGAAACCUUUGGGCAAAGAGAGAAUGCACUUACAUGGGACCAAGUUUGCUGAUGGCUUUAGGAAAAAGCAUCCUAAUGUACACUUUGUACUGAAUCAAGAGUCAAUGACUUUGAUUGGAUUGCCAGAUCACCUUGCAAAGGCAAAGCAGUAUAUCUUUAAAAAAGUGGGGAUGUCCCCAUUAGCUGGAGACAAAUGGAAUGAGGACCACGAAACAUCCAUGGACAUUGACAGUAAUGAUUCAAAAACAGCUUCACCCACAUUCCAGCACUCUGCCGGUUCUGGGGCAUCAGGCAUGGACAAGGAAGAGGACGUAUGUAGCAUCUGCAUGGACAUGAUUAGUAACAAAGAAGUGCUACCCAAGUGCAAGCACGCAUUCUGCUCCCCUUGUAUCAACAAAGCCAUGUCCUAUAAACCGGUCUGUCCUGUGUGCCAGACUUCCUAUGGUAUCCAGAAAGGCAAUCAGCCAGAGGGAACCAUGACUGUCACUGUCCUAGAAGACUCACUUCCAGGUUAUGAAUCCUGUGGCUCCAUUGUGAUUAAUUAUAACAUGAAAGGAGGCAUUCAAACAGAAAAGCACCCAAACCCAGGAAAGGCAUACUCUGGAGUACAACGAACAGCAUACCUGCCCAAUAAUGAGGAAGGAAUCGAAGUUUUGAGACUGCUUCGUAGGGCCUUUAACCAAAAGCUGAUUUUUACGGUGGGGGAGUCUCGAGUAUUAGGAAUCUCAGAUGUCAUUACAUGGAAUGACAUCCACCACAAAACAUCCCGUUUUGGGGGCCCGCAAAAGUUUGGCUACCCUGAUCCUGGUUAUUUGAAACGUGUUAAACAAGAGCUGAAAGAUAAAGGAAUUGAGUAAGAAAACUGCUGGAAGGAUGUCUUGAGCCAAGCUUUCAAAAGACACAGUUGAAGAAACAUCUUUAAAUUUUUUUCACCUCAAGAAGUGGUCUGUUUAGAAGUAAGAAUCUACUAGUCUGUCAUUUCUGGAGUGUUACUUUUUAUGGAAGAUAAAAGUUCCAGGGGUGCCUGGGCGGCUCAGUUGGUUGAGCAUCCAACUUCUGCUCAGGUUGUGAUCUCACAGUUCAUGAGCUCCAGCCCCACACUGGGCUCUCUGUUGUCAGCAUGGAGCCCACUUCAGAUCCUCUCCGCCCCACCCCCGUCCCUCCCCUGUACUUUCUUUCUCUCUCAAAAAUAAACAUUAAAAAAAUUAAAAAUUAAAGAAAGCUCCAAAAUCAAUGUGAUUUUGCUGCAGA